UCAUCAAGCAAUAGCAAUUCCAGGAGAGGCUCCGGACCUGGGUCCUUGUCCUGGGCCAUCUGCCGGUGACACCUCCCGUCCUGUAACCUCCUGGACGGCCCCACCUUGCAGAAGGGCAGCCCCUCGGCCAGCCCAGGAGCUCAGCAUGUGUCCCCCGGGUGUCGGGAGUUUCUUGCUGCUGGCAUCCUCUUUGCUCUUUGCUGGGCUCUCCGCAGUUCCUCAAGGCUUCUCUCCUUCUCUGAGAAGCUGGUCGGGCGCCCCCUGCAGGCUGUCCCGGGCCGAGUCGGAGCGCAGGUGUCGUGCCCCCGGGCAGCCCCCAGGGGGCGCGCUGUGCCACGGCCGAGGCCGCUGCGAAUGCGGAGUCUGCAUCUGCCAGGUGAGCGAGCCCGGCACCUACCUUGGGCCGCUGUGCGAAUGCCACGAGUGGGUGUGCCAGACCUACGACGGGAGCACCUGUGCAGGCCACGGCACUUGUGACUGUGGGAGAUGCAAAUGUGACCUUGGCUGGUCUGGGGAUGCAUGCCAGUACCCGACGAAUUGUGAGCUGACAAGGAAAAAAAGCAACCAAAUGUGCAAGAAUUCUCAAGACAUCAUCUGCUCGAAUGCAGGUACAUGUCACUGUGGCCGAUGUAAGUGUGAUAAUUCAGAUGGAAAUGGACUCGUUUAUGGUAAAUUUUGUGAAUGUGAUGAUAGAGAAUGCAUAGAUGAUGAAACAGAAGAAAUUUGUGGAGGCCAUGGGAAGUGUUACUGUGGAAACUGUUACUGCCAGGCUGGUUGGCAUGGAGAUAAAUGUGAAUUCCAGUGCGACAUCACCCCCUGGGAAAGCAAGCGAAGAUGCACAUCUCCAGAUGGCCAAGUCUGCAGCAACAGAGGGACGUGUGUGUGUGGGGAAUGUUCUUGCCAUGACGUUGACCCCACGGGAGACUGGGGUGACAUUCAUGGGGACACUUGCGAAUGUGAUGAGAGGGACUGCAGGCCUGUCUAUGACCGUUAUUCUGAUGACUUCUGUUCAGGUCAUGGGCAGUGCAAUUGUGGAAGGUGUGACUGCAAGGCCGGCUGGAUUGGGAGGAAGUGUGAACAUCCACGAUCCUGCCCACUCUCUGCAGAGGAAAGUUCCAGAAAGUGUCAGGGGACCUCUGACCUGCCUUGCUCUGGAAGGGGCAAAUGUGAAUGUGGCAAAUGCACUUGCUACCCCCCGGGAGACGGCAGGGUCUAUGGCAAGACCUGCCAGUGUGACGACCGGCGCUGCGAGGACCUGGAGGGUGUGGUCUGUGCAGGCCACGGCACGUGCUCCUGUGGUCGUUGUGUUUGUGAGAGAGGUUGGUUUGGCAAGCUCUGCCAACAUCCGAGGAAAUGUAACAUGACAGAAGAACAAAGCAGGAGUCUGUGUGAAUCAGCAGAUGGCAUCUUGUGCUCGGGGAAGGGUUCUUGCCAUUGUGGAAAGUGCAUUUGUUCUGCGGAAGAGUGGUACAUCUCAGGGGAAUUCUGUGAUUGCGAUGACAGAGACUGCGACAAACACGACGGUCUCAUUUGCACAGGGAAUGGAAUAUGUAACUGUGGAAACUGUGAAUGCUGGGAUGGAUGGAAUGGAAAUGCAUGUGAAAUCUGGCUCGGCACAGAAUAUCCUUAAAGCGUUCUAUGGGAGAGGACUGGGUUCUUAUAUUCCGGGCCAUUUUAGGACAUAGAAGUGCAGAAGAAACCAUGUAUAAUCACCACUAGGACAAAUUUGACAGGCCAUUGUAUGUUCUUGCUAUUUCUGACUGCCUCAAUGAAAUCUGGGUAUCCAUUACAAACAUGUUUAGCCAAAUAGCACAAGAGUUGUGAUAAAUAACACGAGAGUUGUUUUCCCCACCUAAUAUUAGUAGCUCUCAGGAAGGCCAUUGUCGCCCACAAGAGAUUUGUCAAUGGCUAUAGACAAUUUUGAGUGGAGGGGGGUAAGGGGCAAUAUUAUGAGAACCUACUGGGUAGAACCCAUGGAUGGUGCUAGAUGCCCCACAACACACAGGGUGCCCCUCACAAACAAGAUCUUUCUCUGAUCCCAGUUGAUGGUGCCUGAAUAUAAAAGUCUUCUGGAAAUACAUACUAGAAUCUAGAGAAAAGAUAUAUUCUCCCACAAAUAUAUCAAUUAGAUGUUUUCAGUACAUAUCACCAGCAUUUCCAUUUAGGGACAGUGAACACACACACACACACACACACACACACACACACACUCAUGCAUGCACGCGCACACACAAGCACACAUGAUGUGAGGUUGAGUUGGACUGAUCACCAGAUGAUGAGUGCUUCAGAAAGGAAAAGACAGGUUGGUUUCCACUUUCAUUUGCCUGAUUCUUAUGCUAAACCACAAAAGAAGAGCCUCUUAAGAUACGUGAUGAAAUUUUGGAAAAUAUACAAUUUACCAUCUUUAAAUAAAUAAAUUGUUCAUAUUCUACGUCUCUGUAUCUACCUA
Molecule: messenger RNA, 2449 nt
Organism: Perognathus longimembris pacificus (Pacific pocket mouse)
Lineage: Eukaryota; Metazoa; Chordata; Mammalia; Rodentia; Heteromyidae
Gene: Itgbl1
Product: integrin subunit beta like 1
Exons: 11
Coding region: 146-1630 (494 amino acids)
Biological process (GO): cell migration; cell adhesion mediated by integrin; cell-matrix adhesion
Cellular component (GO): integrin complex; focal adhesion; cell surface
Molecular function (GO): integrin binding
Source: RefSeq, a predicted model, not a curated record